This is a messenger RNA of Morus notabilis, 516 nucleotides long. RefSeq lists its product as uncharacterized. The transcript has a single exon. The record is from RefSeq and is a predicted model, not a curated record. Bases 1 to 516 code for a protein of 171 amino acids. Lineage: Eukaryota; Viridiplantae; Streptophyta; Magnoliopsida; Rosales; Moraceae.
AUGAUGAAAGCAGCUCAAAGUCAACAAAAGAGUUGUGCCGAUAAGCAUAGAAAAGAUCUUGAAUUUGAAGUUGGUGACAAGGUCUUUCUUAAAGUUGCUCCAAUGAAGGGAGUUAUGAGAUUUGGACAGAAAGGAAAGCUCAGUCCUAGAUAUAUAAGGCCUUUUGAGAUUUUGAAAAGAGUAGGAAAACUUGCUUAUGAGUUAGCUCUUCCACCACCAUUGUUUGGUAUUCAUGAUACAUUUCAUGUUUCUAUGCUCCGUAAGUAUAUAGUUGAUCCAUCUCAUGUUUUGAAGUAUGAAGCUUUGGAGCUGAAACCAAAUUUGUCAUACGAAGAAAAACCAGUUCAGAUUCUUGAUAGAAGACAUAAGGAAUUAAGAAACAAAAGCAUUCAUUUGGUCAAAGUUCUUUGGAGAAAUCAAUUAGUCAAGGAAGCUACUUGGGAAAAAGAGGAUGAGAUGAAGAUUAAGUAUCCAGAACAUUUUGGUAAGCUAAAUUUUGAGGACGAAAUUUGUUAA